Effrenium voratum is the source of this 9186-nucleotide messenger RNA. NCBI's taxonomy places the organism in Eukaryota, Dinophyceae, Suessiales, Symbiodiniaceae. The record is from the annotation of a GenBank genome assembly.
AUGGGGGACAUCAUUGACGUGGUGAAUGACAUGAGCCUGGCGCUUGGUGCGCUCGCAAACCAUAUUGUGCCGUUAGCCUUUGUGUUUGAUGCAGGCUCUGGCAGCCCACCCGGCCCGGCACCUGCGGCAUUUUGCACAGCAAUGGCACCCAAGAAGGCGGCAAAGGUGAAGGCGAAGUCGAAGGCGGCGGCAGCGCAAUCGGCUGCGGAUGGUGAUGACAUCAUGGCCGCCCCGGAUGUGAAUCACCAGUGCAACGUGGACUACCUUGCCAAGGUGCAGGAUGCAUGGGCCACGAUCAACGGCCACCCGCUGUUUGAGAACCUCUCCUGCCGGGAUCCCCUCCAGAUCGAGGAGGGCGCUGGCAGCAACAAGUCCGGCUUUCAGGCGGUGUUCCGGAUGGAGGAGUUUAAGAUGGCCAUGGAGCAGACCAAGCAGUAUGCCUGUGGGGGCAAUCUCGCGUGGCUGAAGGUGACGUACAGUACGUCACCUGGUGUCCCAUACAAUGAGAGGGCUGUGCAGAAGCUGAAGGACUUCUACUUCGGGGGGAAGGUGGCCCCUCUGAGGUACCCCGAGAACCUGAUCAUCGCCGUGAGCUCCGAUCAGGUCAAGGAGGGGAACAUGAUGACCCAGCGAGGUUCGGCGCUCGAGUCAUGGCUGCGGGUCAUCUUGACGACGAUGUGCGUCUUCGAGAUCCUGGAGACAGCUGAUGCCCGGUCGGCUCGGUCGGACACCUUGCGGGAGGUAGCCGUGACCAACUUCAACGGCAUCGCCUGGACCGUCAUCCAGAAGGUGUACCACCUGGGCCUGUUCAAGGCGCGCAAGGAGCGUGACAUGGGCAGUCUGGCUGCAGAAAAGGUUGCGGCGCUUUACAAUGAGGAGCGGUCCAUGGCGGAGGAUUCGGAGGCGGUCACAGACUCGUUUGUGGACCAGGCCAUGACGGUUUGGAACCGGAUGUUGAGCCACAAGGAGAUCGCGGAGGUCGUCUUGAGCAUGGACUUCGAGUUUGGGCAUGAUGCCCCCCUGGCUGGCAUCGAGUGCCUCUUGUGGACCUUGCGGUGCAUCCAGCAGUACUUCGCCUGCGGGUACUUGGUCAGGGGCGAAGCAACCACACGCGGAUUGGCUGGCCACGGGAGCAAUCCUGGCUGGGUUGCAUUUCUGAUGUACAAGCAGGAGCUGCUGGAUUACUUGACCAGUGGCUUCAUCGACGGGGUCAUCGCCGACGCCGAGAAGAGGAAGGCGAUCAGACAGGUGCUCAGCAACCACCAGACGCAUCACACGCUGUUCGGGUGGCCCAAGGACAAAGAACAGCCAGACCUGACGUGGCACUCCAGUUGGCUGGAGUCAGAGCGCUCUGCGCUCUUGCUGGCUGAGGCUUGCGUCUACACCAACGCCCAUGACCAUGUCCUGAAGCAGGCGCUGAAGAACCGCAAGACGCCGGCUGAGGCGCUAGCCUACGGUGGCCUUGAGGAGCUGGUGAAGGAGAUCACCAAGCACGCUGACAAGGAGAAGGAGGCUUCCGGCCAAGUCGUUCUGCCAGGCACCGCUCCAGCCCCAUCCAGCGAUGCAACAGAAGUUCCUGAGCACAUCCUGGCAACGUGCCUGGAGGACCUGGAAACCGCCGAGGAGAAGAUCUUGAAGUACAAGGCCAUGGCAAUGAACCUCGUCAAGCAACGGGUCAAGUUGCUGGUGGAGCCCUCGUCCGAGAAUGCCUUUGCCACGAUGAUCGCAGAUGCGGAAGCUUGGGGGUCCGCCGAGCUCCAUGACGGGGACCUGAUGUUUUUCUUUGAUGCUGGCCGCCAUGGCAAUGACCGGGCGUUCUCGGGGCUGUUUGCCACGGAAGAUAACAAGCGCAUCGCCCACGAGAAGAGGGUCUUCUUCCUCUCCUCCUCAGAGGAGUCCGUGCGAUUGCGUCGCACGCUGGUACGUGGCCUGGGCAGCCUGCAUCAGGUGGAGAUGCUGCAUGUCUUCAGCCGCUCCACGUUGGACAUGCCUGAGGUGAAGCAUCCGAUCUACCCAGGCAGCAGCUCUGGUGAUUUGAUUGGCCCAAUCAAUCUCGAGCGCUUCCAGGACCGCAGCUGGCAGGUUACUGAGGAGGAGAAGCGCAAGAUGCUCGGGGGCUUCAGGAUCGCGGUGGGUGGGCUCUCAGGGGAUGCGUCGGAGAGCACGAAGCGCACGCAGUUCAAGAGGAGUGAGCUGAAGCGGAAACCUGCUGGCACUGCCGACGACAACGUGCUGUACGAGCCCUUCUGCUACCACGGCCUGCCCCCUGAGUAUUACGUGGACUCAUUGCUACAGGGAUACAAACACCUGGCCGACCUGGUGUUCGAGGCGAUGUGCAAGGAGUCUUCGCCCCUGCAUGACCCAAAGCUCAGUGCCCUGCUGAAGCCCAAGACGGACCCCCAGACGACGAUGAGCAUGGUCCUGGUGGUGACUCCGGUUCAGACGAUGCUGGCGGGGAGCCAGAGGUGGCUGGGCGAGGGCGGCAAGGGCGGCAAUGGCAAUGGCGGCCCGGAAGCGAAGCCGAAGCCGAAGAAAAGGUCACGGAGGCAGACGGGUGGCACUGGCGCUGGCGGUUCUGGCGGUUCUGGCGCUGGCGGCUCUGGCGGCAAUGGCAUCAUGAACCUGAUGGACCAGCUGAAGGUGAUUCUGAUCUCUGAUGCGCCCGGAGGAAGCUCAGCCCGUGACUCAUUGAUGGAUGACGGGAAGCCAACCGCCACGGUCACUGUCGCCUUUGACAGCGGCAGCGUCGAGUCGCUCGUGCAUGAGCAGCUCUCGCGCUUUCACAUGGCGAUGUGCCUGAAGAUGGGGGUCAAGGAGGGCGAUCCCCUGAUGGAUGGUGGACGGAAGCUCUCCAUUGAUACCAUGAACUCCCAUCCGAUCAUGCGGAAGCUUGAUCGGAUAGCGUUCCCUGGCGGCUCUGACGAGUUUUUGAUCCAGAAGUUGAAUGAGGACUGUGUGUUGCCGCCGAUGGUCGUACCGCUGGAGGGCAUCAUGUGGCUUGCCUUGCCCAGCUGCAACGGGAAUGAGGAGCGCCCGUUGUUCAGCCUGAGCGCCUUGACUGCAUUGACCUUCAACUUGGCAGUGCUUCUGCGUUGGACCCUGGACGAGACCUACUGUGACAGGCCAGCAGCUGCCCGCCCGGUGAACCUGCCGAGUGAGCCGAAGCAGGUGUACAAGUUAGUUCUCAACGCUGGCAGUGGCACCGGGGGCAGCGGCCCAAGCACACCGCGGGCAGACUCGGGCUCUAAGAGGAUUUCACAGCUGGUGACGCGCUUCGACUUCAAUGACCUGACCUCAGACAUUGGUCGCGCGCUCAAGUUCGCAGCCACUGGGCGCUGGGGCGGCGACAAGAAAGACCAGGACGAGUCCGAGGCGGUGGGCCAGCUUCACAAGAUUCAGAAGCAGGGGCAUGUCCAGGUGGGGGCGCCUCAGUGCGUGGCUGCGAACGAGACGGUGGAGGAGUCCGCGUGGUCGGAGGUGGGCCUGGAGUCGUCGCCGGACCAGCCAAUGCCAGAGCCAGUUCAGCCACUGGUGCCAGAGCCAGUUCAGCCACUGGUGCCAGAGCCAGUUCAGCCACCGGACCAGCUGGACCAGCAGCCUGUCGUCAACCCGAAGCCCCCAGCCUGUUUCGACCUGGAGGUGGAGGUUUCCAAAUUGAGCCGGCUGGUGUGGAAUGCGGUGAGCCACUCCAACCUGGUGGUCGGCGGGGUAGUCGAGUAUGACAAGCUCGUGCGCAUUAGCGGCCUGGGCGCGGUCAUGAACUGCCAGGCAAUGGCAGCUGCCAUCAUGAUCUACUUCCACCGCCUGAGCCUUUUGAACGCGAAGAGGCACUUCAACGUGGUGGAUGCCUUCGACGAGUUCCUGUCGGCCCUGCCAAUGAUCGAGAAGCCCGAGUCCAUCCAGCCGGAGCCCAUCCUUUGCGAUUGUGCGUGGGGCUGUGACCUGACAGUGUUUCAGGCUGCCUUGCAAAGAAGGCUGGAAGGUUUGGCCUGCGAGGCUGGGUUGCCUGCUUUCAACAUCGGCCCGGAGAAGCUUCAGAAGCUCACCUACUGUUUGGCUGAGGCUAAGCGCAUGAUGCUGCGAGUUUGGCUGAAGGACAAUGCCGUUACAAUCGCUUUGCAGCAGGAUGAGAGACAUCAGCGCUUAUUGCUCAGAUUUACAGCGGCUUCCGGCUCGUUGGAGCGAAGGUCAGGCGUGAUUGGUCUUGCAAAGAAUUUUGGCAGUGGAGCGGGCGGGAUCCGGAAUGCGACGGAGUCAAUUGUGCGAAACUUCUGCUCGCCUGGAAGCAUGACUCCGCCAGGCCAAUCAGCUUGCGAUGCAGUCUUGAAUCAGGAGCUUUUUGACUGUGUUCGGGCGAAGAUCGAAAUCUUCGUGGCAGACGCAGCUGGAGACGAGCAAAAAGCCGGUGAUCUCAUGCGGAGCUCGAUGUUUCCGAACAUUCGUUUGGGUCUCCGCGAUGCUGCUCACGCGACUCGGCGAGUGAUCAAGCGACCGUUUGAAGCUGACCCGACUCUGCGGGACAUCAUGCAGUCAUUGUUUUUUGGCAAACACAGCAUUGUGGCAGCCUUGGAGCACAGCCAUCUCUUGAAGAAUCGCUUCGAGCACCACGUGAAAACCACCACCUCCGUCGUGCAAUCCAGUGUCCGAUCACUGUCACUUGCCAAGCAGCGGUUUGACUCAACUCAGACCCCGCUCGGGCGCUUCGUCCUUUUUUUCGAACCUUUUCUUGCGACAGUCAUCGAGAUAAGCAGGGAAAGGCGAGGGGAGGACAUCAACGGUGACAGGGCCGCCGCGUUCCUUGCCUAUAUCAACGAAGAAGUGUUGGUGCAAGUUGCAAUGAUUGCUGAUGCCGGAGAUGAAGGUGGCCAACUGUGUCGCGCAUUCGACACUGAGCUCCCGGCUUCUGAGGAACUGUCAUCCACGGUUAGCAUUUUUUUGCAAAAAAUCAGCUGCUUGUUCAACGAGUUUGAGCCGGUGUGCCUGGAAACUGGGUACACCAAGUUGAUGCUGCUGCUGCUAGAGAAGCGCCAGUUCAUUAUCCCGACUCUGGACGGCAAGUCAGUCCGCACUAUCGGCGGGCCUGGCAGCAUCACUGUUGAAAUGCUGAGUAGCUGCUUGCGCCGGAUGCGAACCUGGGCAGUGCUUGCAAAUGAGGUCAUCAAGCACGAGCUCCCCGACUGGGAUUUGGUAAGCAGCUUUGCCAUUUUUGAUUGCAAGCGCGCUGACGGCUUGACCACAGCCAGCUCCACCCGGGGGUGCGCCUCGGAGGCCAGCGAGAACAACGACUUUACGCUGCUCCUGGACCAUCACUCACAGGACGAGCAGAUUCUAAUAAGGCUUCAUGGCUUCGUAGCCGGCGAAGUGCUGUCGCUGCAGCGGUGGCGAAGAGGCAACGUGUCGAAGGUCGUGGCACUCAGAGAUGGUCACUUGCUGCCAGAAGAAGCCGAUGAUGAGUUGGAGUCCUUUCUCCAGUUGCUGGCGGAUAAGAAGUCAGCCCGGGUGAUUGUAGCUCACGACAUGCAUUCUUUACCAGAGAAGUUCCACUGGUGCGCAGUUCUUCGCGGCAGCUUCAUCGUGGACACAGCCAUGCUCAGUGGGCAGAAGGGCUUGUGUGUGAAGAUGAAGGGGAUCGCGCACUUGAAGCGCUUUGUGUGGGCAAGCAUGGAGUUCAAGCAGGGGAAUUCGGAGUUCUAUGCCAUCAUGUGCCGGCUGGUGGAUGACUGCAUGGGCAAACGCCCUAUGUGGCAGUGGCUGGACACAGUUGAUGAGUUCCUGACGGGUAAGGGAGUGGGUUACAUUGCGCUUGUGACACACGAGCAGCAGAAGUUGGAGGUGCUGCAAGUGGCCAUGAAGGAGCGCCGCAGCUGUGUCUUCACGAAAGAUGAUUUUUUGCUUACCAUCAUCAUCAUGCGCUUCUACAGGCAGCGGCGGGGACGCUUGGUUGACCAGACCUCGUCAGUUUUGGGCUGCAGAGCGGAGGUGAUGUUUUCGAGCGACUCGGACAAGCACUGUCAGGAGAAGCUCAUUGACCCCGACCAGUCGUGCUGGACCAUUGACUGCUGUUCCACGGUGAAGUUUCUUUCCUACCGGAGGGACGAACUGAUGUGCAUGUUACACGGUCGCUCUUCUCGUCAGAGCUACUGGUGCAGCUCUUUGGGCCGCUUUCUGACCACUGCAGACAUCAUUGACGUGGUGAAUGACAUGAGCCUGGCGCUUGGUGCGCUCGCAAACCAUAUUGUGCCGUUAGCCUUUGUGUUUGAUGCAGGCUCUGGCAGCCCACCCGGCCCGGCACCUGCGGCAUUUUGCACAGCAAUGGCACCCAAGAAGGCGGCAAAGGUGAAGGCGAAGUCGAAGGCGGCGGCAGCGCAAUCGGCUGCGGAUGGUGAUGACAUCAUGGCCGCCCCGGAUGUGAAUCACCAGUGCAACGUGGACUACCUUGCCAAGGUGCAGGAUGCAUGGGCCACGAUCAACGGCCACCCGCUGUUUGAGAACCUCUCCUGCCGGGAUCCCCUCCAGAUCGAGGAGGGCGCUGGCAGCAACAAGUCCGGCUUUCAGGCGGUGUUCCGGAUGGAGGAGUUUAAGAUGGCCAUGGAGCAGACCAAGCAGUAUGCCUGUGGGGGCAAUCUCGCGUGGCUGAAGGUGACGUACAGUACGUCACCUGGUGUCCCAUACAAUGAGAGGGCUGUGCAGAAGCUGAAGGACUUCUACUUCGGGGGGAAGGUGGCCCCUCUGAGGUACCCCGAGAACCUGAUCAUCGCCGUGAGCUCCGAUCAGGUCAAGGAGGGGAACAUGAUGACCCAGCGAGGUGCGAUGGAGUCUGUUUCGCCGCCGGAGCUGCUCCAUGCCUUCAUCCUGCGCGUGGCUGAGCUGAUCGAUGCGAAGGUGUCUGAUUCGGCGCUCGAGUCAUGGCUGCGGGUCAUCUUGACGACGAUGUGCGUCUUCGAGAUCCUGGAGACAGCUGAUGCCCGGUCGGCUCGGUCGGACACCUUGCGGGAGGUAGCCGUGACCAACUUCAACGGCAUCGCCUGGACCGUCAUCCAGAAGGUGUACCACCUGGGCCUGUUCAAGGCGCGCAAGGAGCGUGACAUGGGCAGUCUGGCUGCAGAAAAGGUUGCGGCGCUUUACAAUGAGGAGCGGUCCAUGGCGGAGGAUUCGGAGGCGGUCACAGACUCGUUUGUGGACCAGGCCAUGACGGUUUGGAACCGGAUGUUGAGCCACAAGGAGAUCGCGGAGGUCGUCUUGAGCAUGGACUUCGAGUUUGGGCAUGAUGCCCCCCUGGCUGGCAUCGUCAACCUGCAGACCGUCAUCAGCAAGACACGCACUCAGGAGUGCCUCUUGUGGACCUUGCGGUGCAUCCAGCAGUACUUCGCCUGCGGGUACUUGGUCAGGGGCGAAGCAACCACACGCGGAUUGGCUGGCCACGGGAGCAAUCCUGGCUGGGUUGCAUUUCUGAUGUACAAGCAGGAGCUGCUGGAUUACUUGACCAGUGGCUUCAUCGACGGGGUCAUCGCCGACGCCGAGAAGAGGAAGGCGAUCAGACAGGACAAAGAACAGCCAGACCUGACGUGGCACUCCAGUUGGCUGGAGUCAGAGCGCUCUGCGCUCUUGCUGGCUGAGGCUUGCGUCUACACCAACGCCCAUGACCAUGUCCUGAAGCAGGCGCUGAAGAACCGCAAGACGCCGGCUGAGGCGCUAGCCUACGGUGGCCUUGAGGAGCUGGUGAAGGAGAUCACCAAGCACGCUGACAAGGAGAAGGAGGCUUCCGGCCAAGUCGUUCUGCCAGGCACCGCUCCAGCCCCAUCCAGCGAUGCAACAGAAGUUCCUGAGCACAUCCUGGCAACGUGCCUGGAGGACCUGGAAACCGCCGAGGAGAAGAUCUUGAAGUACAAGGCCAUGGCGAUGAACCUCGUCAAGCAACGGGUCAAGUUGCUGGUGGAGCCCUCGUCCGAGAAUGCCUUUGCCACGAUGAUCGCAGAUGCGGAAAUCGGAAAAGUCAGAGGUUCAGAAUCACGCCGUGUGAUCGCCAUCUACGACAACAAACGAUGUGGGGAGGCGAUGACGGCGCCGCAUCUCAGAGUGCCGCCGUUUAGAAAAGAGCACGCGCAGAAGGUCGUCCGGGCAUUCAUUCAGUGCAGGGGGUCCGCCGAGCUCCAUGACGGGGACCUGAUGUUUUUCUUUGAUGCUGGCCGCCAUGGCAAUGACCGGGCGUUCUCGGGGCUGUUUGCCACGGAAGAUAACAAGCGCAUCGCCCACGAGAAGAGGGUCUUCUUCCUCUCCUCCUCAGAGGAGUCCAUGCGAUUGCGUCGCACGCUGGUACGUGGCCUGGGCAGCCUGCAUCAGGUGGAGAUGCUGCAUGUCUUCAGCCGCUCCACGUUGGACAUGCCUGAGGUGAAGCAUCCGAUCUACCCAGGCAGCAGCUCUGGUGAUUUGAUUGGCCCAAUCAAUCUCGAGCGCUUCCAGGACCGCAGCUGGCAGGUUACUGAGGAGGAGAAGCGCAAGAUGCUCGGGGGCUUCAGGAUCGCGGUGGGUGGGCUCUCAGGGGAUGCGUCGGAGAGCACGAAGCGCACGCAGUUCAAGAGGAGUGAGCUGAAGCGGAAACCUGCUGGCACUGCCGACGACAACGUGCUGUACGAGCCCUUCUGCUACCACGGCCUGCCCCCUGAGUAUUACGUGGACAUGUUGGCUGUUUGGAGCCCGCGAGCUAUCAUUGAUUUCACCGCCUCGGAUAUGACUGCUGCCUUCGUGUGCCUUGAGGCGAGAGUCCCUUAUCUGGGGAUCACCUUCACCGAGCAGCACAUGCUACAGGGAUACAAACACCUGGCCGACCUGGUGUUCGAGGCGAUGUGCAAGGAGUCUUCGCCCCUGCAUGACCCAAAGCUCAGUGCCCUGCUGAAGCCCAAGACGGACCCCCAGACCAAGAAGCGCCCCCGCGCCAAAAAGGCUCCUGCGCCGGCCGACGGCGAGGACGACGAUGAGCAUGGUCCUGGUGGUGACUCCGGUUCAGACGGCGGCAAGGGCGGCAAUGGCAAUGGCGGCCCGGAAGCGAAGCCGAAGCCGAAGAAAAGGUCACGGAGGCAGACGGGUGGCACUGGCGCUGGCGGUUCUGGCGGUUCUGGCGCUGGCGGCUCUGGCGGCAAUGGCAUCAUGAACCUGAUGGACCAGCUGAAGGCGCUGCGCCAGACCUAG